UUCAAUCUUCAAUCCAUGAUAUGUAUUACUUAACUACUCGUAUAUCGUGAACCAAAAGCAAUUAGGUAGGGUAGGUACACACUAUAUACGAGUAUGUAGAUACCUACAUCCUUCUUAGCUAGUACGGGUAGUACUAGUAUUACCAUGAAAUGAACUCACGAGAAGAAAAGCUAAACUUGCACAUACAAGUUUAAUUAUAAAGACGAAUGGCCCGCUUCAAGCUUUUUCAAAGGCAACAGUGAUGUGAUGACUUUCCUUCAUCCAUUAACAGGGCUCAGCAAUUAACGUUAUGUUAUAGGAUAGAUAGAAUCUAAUACAUUCUACGUCCGUGCUUCACGUGAGGUACUAUUGCCUCAGGUCAAAUCAAACUUCAGGAUGAUACGUGGCGUAAGUGAAUAAAGUUUUAAGAGGUGUUGUCUAAUACGGUUUAGUGGGUCACGUAGGGGUUCUAAUACAUGCACCGGCAGGGCUUCUGGCCUGUUAUUGACAACGCUUACACACCACAUAUUCACAAGCUUGGCAGAAAUAAUCGGAUCCCUGAAUAAGUCUAGUGAUUGCGAAUAUCGAAAUCUUGUUAUACUGGAAUGCAAGUCGCAGGUGGGAGAAGAUGAGCUGUGAAUGGGUAGGCUGUUCGGUGCUGCCAGUGAACGGCGCCAUGGCGCCCGGGCUGCUCCUCUGUGCUGCAUGGUAUUACACCAUAUUAGCUGGGUUCUAUCUCUUGUACUGUCCGGUCAUGUAUCUAAUGUUCUUCCAUCACAAACUAUAUAGGAAGAUUGUUGAUGUUCUUUUUGCGUUAUGGGAAUUGUAUCCAGUGGCGCUUUUCCAAUGGUGUUCUAACGCGGAAAUGCAUCACUACGGUGAUUACGUAAAUCCUGAUGAAAGGACCAUCAUUGUUAUGAACCAUCGCACACGAGUGGACUGGAAUUAUGUUUGGAUAGCAUUGUACCACGCUACUCAAAGCGGUAUCGAAUGUGCAUGUAAAAAGAAACCUAAUGCAGAGACUACAGAGAGCCAUGUACUGGAUGUCGGUGGACGAUCUAAGAUCAAGUUCGUUUUAAAGGACGAGUUAAAGGCCGUUCCGGGAAUGGGCUGGAUAAUGCAGCUGAACUUUUUCCUAUACGUGAAGAGGAAUUGGCGCGAGGACCAGUUAAGCCUGGCUCAGUUCGUGGACUACUACAAGAGACUGAGCUGCCCCUGUCGAAUCGUGCUGUUCCCGGAAGGAACGGACUUGAGCGAAGAAAAUAAACGACACAGCGAGAGAUUUGCCACGACACAUAACUUACUAUUGUACGAGUACGUGCUCCACCCUCGCACCACAGGGUUCGCAGCGCUGUGCUCACGGCUCCGCGGCGCCGGGCUCUCGUCUGUAUAUGACGCCACCGUGGCGUACGACGUCCCUGCGCAGACCGAGGCCGACCUGCUGAGAGGGCAUAUGCCCAAACAUAUCUACUUCCACUUCAAGCGCUACCCCAUUGAAGAUCUUCCACUCGAAGACGAUAUGCUCAAGUCAUGGCUGAAUGACCGUUGGCGCGAAAAAGAAAGUAGUUUACGGAAAUUCCAUAAAAACGGCCAGUUCUUAGACAGCACGACAAGGCGGCCUCCCUCGAAGCGGCCGCCGCGUUCGCUCCACGUGGCGCUGCUCGGGUUCAUCUUCUGGCUGCUGGUCGACGCUGUCUUCGCCUACGCGCUGCUCACCAACGUCCUGUUCCGCUUCUGGGUCCUCUACCACACACUCCUAUUUAUAUUCGUUACAUGGUAUUUCGGCGGGUUUCAAAACAUUCAAUAUAAACUAUCCGAAAGUCUAAAGGUGUAGCUAGUCUUUAAUA
Molecule: messenger RNA, 1826 nt
Organism: Cydia fagiglandana
Lineage: Eukaryota; Metazoa; Arthropoda; Insecta; Lepidoptera; Tortricidae
Product: lysocardiolipin acyltransferase 1-like
Exons: 7
Coding region: 608-1813 (401 amino acids)
Biological process (GO): phosphatidylinositol acyl-chain remodeling
Cellular component (GO): endomembrane system; endoplasmic reticulum
Molecular function (GO): acyltransferase activity
Source: RefSeq, a predicted model, not a curated record